AUGGAGGAUCAGCGCAGGCCGAGUCGCGCCACGGGAUAUCCAGCCUCAGCCGACACCGAGUGCGGCGGGGCAGUGGCUGCCGCUGGGCCGGCCCAGCGCCGUCUCGGCCUCAGGGAAAAGCCAGCGCGCACCGAGAGAAAUCCGGCCUCUGCCGUCGGCAGAGGCCGCCGGGCCUUCGCCGCCGCUGACGAGAAGUUCGGACGCUCCACGGGACAUUCGGCCCCAGCCGACAUGGAGGGCCGCCGGUCCUUCACUGCCGUCAAACGGGAUAGGUUUAGCUGCAGCCUCGGCCGGAAGCCAGGGGGCUCCGCAGGAUACCCGGCCCCAGCCGACAUGGAGGGCCGCCGGGCCUUGGCCGCCGGCGACGAGAAGUUCGGUCGCCCCGCGGGACAUUCGGCCUCAGCCGACAUGGAGGGCCGCCGCUCCUUCACCGCCGUCGAGCGGGAUAGGUUUGGCUUCAGCCUUGGCCGGAAGGCGGGGGGCUCCGCAGGAUGUCCGGCCCCAGAGGAGAGCCGCCGGCCCGUCGCCCCGAGCCAUCCAGUCCUGGCCGGCCAGUAG
Molecule: messenger RNA, 558 nt
Organism: Hirsutella rhossiliensis
Lineage: Eukaryota; Fungi; Ascomycota; Sordariomycetes; Hypocreales; Ophiocordycipitaceae
Exons: 1
Coding region: 1-558 (185 amino acids)
Source: RefSeq, a predicted model, not a curated record